CACAACAACCAACAACUAACUCAACUCGGCUUAUCACAGAAAACUGAAAAUAAGUCCAUCAUCUUGUCGGUCCCUCUUCUUUUGCUUCCUUCUUUCCCAACUCGACCUAUCUCUCACUCACUCUCCUCCCCUUGCUUCUCUACCCGCAAAACAUCCCUCACCUCCCUCCACCACCCAUCUCCGCCAACCUUGCUUGCGCUCCUGCAUAUACAAUAAUACAUGGAAUACAUUCUUCCUGCACGCCCUCACGCCCGCUCCCGCCUAUCCUAUUGUACACGUCCAAUCGCACUUUCCCUGCUCCACGUUCUCAUGUCCUGAAACCUCCCGGCACCUCGACGACAACAGCGAAAGAAACAAAAAUCUUUGAUGCUCUUCUGAUCAGCUUUGUCUCGCUCUCGCUCACGCUCACAUUUCGAUGCCAUCGACACCGCGUUUGCUGUCCCGAGCGACAUAUCAGUGACAAUUGACACCUGGUAGCAUCCUGGAGGAAGAAAAUAUAUAUACACCCAACAAGUCCGCGUCACUUUCUUGCUGCACAACGACUUCACGACACCCACAAACUUUCCGCCUGCAUACUUCACACAUACGCACAGAGCUGUUGACUGACCUUCUACCCCCUCAUCUUCAUCCUCGGCCUGCGCCAGGUUUCGCAACAAGGCAGCGAAUAUCUCACCAUCACCGUUGCUCUCCUUUCGACGUCGUGCCAGGGACCGACCUAUCCUAUGCCUCCUAUAAACCCGAUUUAAUAUAACCCCUAAUCUAUCCGCAAUCUAUUGUUGCCCGGGACAGCUCCAUCCCACGCGACACAGCCCACUCGUCCAACUGUCUACCCUACCCUCUCCCCUGGGAGGAGGGUAUCCCGCCGACGGCGCGGCAAUCAGUCGACGAAAAUGUCUCUCCACACGACCUCCCACUUUGGGGAGAGCAACAAACCCAUUAGAAGUCCUGCUGGCUCGAUAUCAACAUCCUCGAUGACGGAUUUCCCGGCGCGCGUAUCCCCUACGUUAACCAUGGAGCCUGCCAUGGAUGGGCCGCCAUCGCCACAGAGGAUCAGAGCAUACACAGAACAGAUGAAGAGGAGCGUAGCCGCUGGCCACUCCAGGACAAGCACCGGCACCAGCUCAACGUCGUCGUCUGCCUCGGGCGCUGACUCGGGAACAAGGUCUCCGGAGGAAUCGCUGUCGAGGCAGGCGUCGCGAAAGUCGACCGCGGGCAUGUCGAUCAAAGCAGAACGGCCAGACACGUUACAGAUGUUUGGGAAGGCAUUGUUCUCGCGAGGGUCGAAGAGGUCCAAGAAGGGAAGGUCGAGGGCAUCAUCACUGUUAUCGCUAAGUUCGAGGGAAUCUACCAUGGUCACACCGCGAAGCGCUGUCGACGAGGAGGUUGCUUUCAAGAAGCACCUCAUCUCUGGGCCUUACGACUUCCAACACGUCGUCCACACAGGACAUGAGCAGGCGCCCAAUGUAGAUAUCGCGAGCAGAGACGACCUCCUAGAGGAGUUCUCCACAGUACGGAGAUCAAAUGCACCUACAGGAGAGCUUCGGGGCAUCAGGGCAGACGACCUUCACUUUCACAACUUCUCUUCCGAAGCCCUCGAUGCUUUGGUCGAGAAAGACCCUCCGAAGCCCCCACCUCAAUUACCCCUGAAGAGCCCAGCAAGAAAGAGCAUCAUCAGGAAGCCCCCGAGCCCAGCACCUCUCAAGCCGAGCCUGCGCUCGAGCAAGUCCCAAGACAACUUCCGCGCGGGAUUGUCCCCUCCACCAAGGCCGCCACGAUCGCCAAUGACAGCACAGUGUCCGAUAUCCCUACCCCCAAGGACAUCGUCGAGGACGGCAUCCAUGAUCUGGGACGAAUACGACCCUCUACAAUCCACGUCACUAGAGAGACCUCACUACUCUGCCGGAUUCCGGAGGCCACAGGCCUUCCACCUCCCGCGUUCUCCGCCUCUGCCGUCUCCCCCAUUACCGAAUGUCCAUGGCGACCACGAGGUGGAUUAUUUCCAAGAAGGAACCACCGUGUCGCCAAGGUCACCAGAGAAUGAGGGUUGGCCGUUCUCUGCUACCCCGUCACCAGCCGAUUCACAGCUGGAGGAUGUACCUGAAGAAGAGGAGACAGUCGCAGCCGCACGACGCUCACGCAUAUCCAUCGGCAGCACCGAUCUGCGCGUCUCAAAGUCCGUCCCUAACCUUCUCACGUUCCGCGCCAGGCGUGACUCUGACCGCCCGCACACCCCGUCCUCUGACAUUGUGCGUGCGCCGGUCCUCGUCAUGACCCCUAAGAAAUCGGGCGCAAAGCUCGACCUUGACACCUCCGGCUCAUGGGAGGAUGACAUCGACUAUUGCUAUGACCAUGAGGUCGAGGCCGACUGCGACUACAACUGGGAGCGCCGCUCGAUCGACGUCGAUACCGUCCGCAACUACUUCCACGACUCCGCCAUCUCGACCAACUCGUCCUCAGACGACAUCACGCUUAACAACUCACCGCCGCCGGCAUCUCUGCAUUCUGCAUCGGCGAGCAUCUCGAGUCGACUCUCUGCGCACCUCGAUGGGCUGCGCCACCCGCCUGUUUACGUCACCCCCACCAUCCUUGCGCCAGCGCACACACCCGAUCUCAUCCCGCCAUCCACAGCCACAACGGCGGAUUCUCCAGCGUCCAUCCCGACGCCUCCCGCGCGCCCAACACACCUGCGCUCCCCAUCCGCAGCGUCAUCCUUCAAAGAGUCGCACGGCUUCAAUCUCUCGCCCUCGCUACUUAUCCCUGCCGACUACGCGGCGCAGAUGAACGGCACCGCAUCGCCCACGUCAACAUACUCCGCCGGACCCCUCGACAACGUUUCUCCUACCGGGCGCGAGCCCAGCCCUGCGCCGACGGAGACCACAUACGUCUCCUCGCCUACUCUGUCCACAAAUCCAUUCUUGGCGUAUAUUUCUGAGCCGGCGACGGCAACAGCUGAUAAGCCCGAGGACUUGGUGCUCCAGAGCGCGGAGGAACGCUUGUUGCCGCCAUCGAGGGCGCCGAGUGCGUUUAUCAACGCGCACGGCCGGAAGGGGAGCGUGCCGCUGCUUAGGCAAGUAGGGAAGGAGAGACGCGGGAGGGCGAGCACGAUUAGUGGGUCGCUUGGAAGGGGGAAGGGGGGGUACGGGUUGUUCCCGUCGAUGCUGAGUGCUGGCCCUUGAGAAACUGCACGGCUCUCAGGGGGCGGAAGGAUGGAGGAAGAAAGUUGUUUGGAUACGAUACGUGGACGUCGCUCGAAAAGAGAUAUAAACACUCUUACAUUUUUUUUUUUUUGUUUCUACAAUGUUUUUUUGGGGGUUUCUUGGAAAAUUUCGGAUGGGGGGUGUUUUUUAGAGAGGUG
Pseudogymnoascus verrucosus is the source of this 3355-nucleotide messenger RNA. RefSeq lists its product as uncharacterized. The record is from RefSeq and is a predicted model, not a curated record. The transcript has 2 exons. NCBI's taxonomy places the organism in Eukaryota, Fungi, Ascomycota, Leotiomycetes, Thelebolales, Thelebolaceae. The coding region runs from base 891 to 3176 and encodes 761 amino acids.